GAGCCUCAUUUCAGCUUCCACUUCUUGCUCCGAUUAUUGCAGGCACGAGAAAAGGCCGGAAAGCCAAUAUCUACACUGAGGUUUCAGGGGCCUGGGAAGAAGUACUCUUCCAGCUUUCGACAGAUGGUAACCAAUGGGCUGCGAAGACAUGUUGCUGCCAUUGAGUUUGAAUAA
Molecule: messenger RNA, 174 nt
Organism: Serpula lacrymans var. lacrymans S7.9
Lineage: Eukaryota; Fungi; Basidiomycota; Agaricomycetes; Boletales; Serpulaceae
Exons: 1
Source: RefSeq, a predicted model, not a curated record